This is a messenger RNA of Chlorella variabilis, 1209 nucleotides long. RefSeq lists its product as hypothetical. Gene Ontology annotation, molecular function: beta-ureidopropionase activity. The record is from RefSeq and is a predicted model, not a curated record. The transcript is spliced from 10 exons. NCBI's taxonomy places the organism in Eukaryota, Viridiplantae, Chlorophyta, Trebouxiophyceae, Chlorellales, Chlorellaceae. Bases 1 to 1209 code for a protein of 402 amino acids.
AUGUCGGCGAAAGAGGAGGACGUCGCUGUUGGCGAUGGCAGCCUGGGUGGCUUUGAGUCGGUUGAGAAAAUCCUGGAGGCAUACAUCCCACCAGACAAGCUAGCACAUGUGCAACGCAUCCUGUAUGGCUGGAACUGCGGCAAGCCAGUGGCGCCCCUGCCGCUGGCGCGCGAGCUGGCGGCGGCAGCAGCAGCCGCCAACUUUGACCUGCAAGCCUACCGCUUUGGGGCAGCCCCCGAGCAGCUGCGGCCGCUGCGCAUCAUGCGGGUGGGCCUGGUGCAGCACGGCAUCCAGCUGCCCACCAGUGCGCCCUUUGCGGAGCAGCGGCAGGCCAUCCACACCCGCGUGCGGCAGCUGAUGGAUGCGGCUGGGGCGGCGGGGGUGCAGGUGCUGUGCCUGCAGGAGUUCUGGCCCUGCCCCUUCUUCUUCUGCACCCGAGAGAGGCAGUGGCUGGAGCUGGCGGAGUCGGCGGAGGAGGGCCCCUCCACGCGGCUGUGCCAGGAGCUGGCGCGCAAGCAUGGCAUGGUCGUCAUCAGCCCCAUCCUGGAGCGGGACGAGGCGCACGGUGGCACGAUCUGGAACACCGCCGUGGUGGUGGGCAGCAACGGCGGCGUGAUUGGCAAGCACCGCAAGAACCACAUCACCCGUGUGGGCGACUUCAACGAGUCCACCUACUACAUGGAGGGCAACACGGGGCACCCGGUGUUCGAGACGGCGUUUGGCAGGAUUGCGGUCAACAUCUGCUACGGCAGGCACAUCCCGCUAAACUGCCAGGCCUUUGGUCUGAACGGCGCCGAGGUGGUGUUCAAUCCCUGCGCCACCGUGGAGGGCUUCACGGAACCGAUGUGGGGGCUACUACAUGUGUGCCAUCAACCGGUGGGCACCGAAGUCUACCCCGCACCCUUCACCAGCGGCGACGGCAAGCCGGCGCACAGGGUGGGCGGCGGCGGCGGCGGUGGCGGUGGCGUGGACCUAGGCCCCUUUUACGGCAGCAGCUACGUGACGGCCCCCGAUGCAUCGCGCACGCCUUCGCUGGCGCGCAACCGUGACGGCCUGCUGGUGGCAGACCUGGACCUCAACCUGUGCCAGCAGGUCAAGGACCGGUGGGGCUUCCAGAUGACCUCGCGGUAUGAGAUGUACGCUGAGCAGCUGGCGCGGUACGUGCGGCCCGACUUCACUCCGCAAGUGAUCAGGGACCCGGCGCUGUGA